UCCUCCCCACGUGGCCCGGGAGCAGCAGCAGCGGCGGCGGCUGCAAGGCUGCAAUCGCGGGGCUGCAACUUUUGCAAAAUCCGAGCCUUCGUUCCCGGGGAUGGGUCUCCUUCCGGUCGGAUCCGAGCCGUGAAAAGCGGUGCCCCAUCGGGAAAAAAGGGGCAGCUUGGCUGCUGCCCCCCGGCUGAUCCCUGGUCCUCCCCCGGGGGACGGCGAUGCCCUUAUCCUGCUUGGGGCGGAAGAGACGUAGGAUGGCCGAGGAGCCGGUGACCGUGGCCAACAGCCAGGCAAAAAGGCUGAACAGCGGAAAAGAGGAGGAGGAGGAGGAGGAGGAAGGAAAGCCAGGGGAGAACGGACACGUGGUGAAACGGUUCAAAGCCGGCGAGGAAGAGGCUGAGGAUGAGAUCAAGAGGUUCCCAAAGAGGAAGAUCGUGCUGCUCAUGGCGUAUUCCGGAAAGGGCUAUCACGGCAUGCAACGUAAUACAGGAAGUGCUCAGUUCAAGACGAUUGAGGACGACUUGGUAUCAGCCCUCACUCAGUCAGGGUGCAUCCCAGAGGACCACGGGGAAGACAUGAAGAAAAUGUCUUUUCAGCGAUGCGCCCGGACAGACAAGGGCGUUUCCGCAGCCGGGCAGAUCGUCUCCCUCAAAGUGCGGUUGAUUGACGAUAUCGUACGGAAGAUCAACAACCACCUCCCUCCUCAUAUAAGGAUUCUCGGAUUCAAAAGGGUCACCGGAGGGUUCAACUCCAAGAAUAAAUGCGACGCCCGGACCUACUCUUAUAUGCUGCCAACGUUUGCCUUUGCACACAAGGACCGUGAGCCUCAGGACGAGUCCUUCCGCCUGAGCUCGGAGACCCUGGCCACCGUCAACAGACUGCUGAGCUGCUACAAAGGGACUCACAACUUCCACAACUUCACCUCCCAUAAAGGCCCCAAGGAUCCGAGUGCCAAGCGCUACAUCAUGGAGAUCUGCUGCCAAGAGGCCUUUGUGAGGGAAGGGCUGGAGCUGGCCGUGAUCACGGUCAAGGGCCAGAGUUUUAUGAUGCACCAGAUCCGGAAGAUGAUUGGCUUGGUGAUCGCCAUCAUCAAGGGCUACGCCCCGGAGGCGAUCUUGGAGCGGAGCUGGGGGGAAGACAAGGUGGACGUUCCCAAAGCUCCCGGACUGGGCCUGCUCUUGGAACGGGUCCACUUCGAAACCUACAACAAACGUUUCGGGAACGACGGGCUCCACGAAGCCCUGGAAUGGGCGGAAGAAGAGCCGAAGAUUGCAGACUUCAAGGAAAAAUAUAUCUACCCCACGAUUAUAAGCACGGAGAAAGAAGAGAAGUCUAUGGCAAACUGGCUGGAGACGCUGUCCAACCAUGAGUUCAACUCCACCGCCUCUGAGAUGCAAGUGGACAGCAGGGGCUCCAAGAACGAUCCUGAAGGCAGCGAUGGAUGUGGUGGAGAUGAUUCGGACUAAGCCCUAGCAGGGCAAAGCCUCACGGAGGGAGGUAAGACCCAGCGAUCCCAAGCUGCCUGCCCGGGAAUCGGAGACUUUCUCCGUAAGGGUGGCAUUUACGCACAAGGCCCAUGAGAAGUGAUCAGGCUGGCUUAAGAAUGGCUGAAAGGACCCUUGAAAGGGGCUCUUUAUCUCCGAUGACAGCGGACGAAGGGGAGAUACAUCGGCUAGCCAUAACGGGCCACACCUUAUCCUUCCUAAAAGAAGACUCUCUUGUUUUUCUGUUUUUAAGCAUCAGCUGAAUUGUGGUCACUUUGCUACCAGAAAUAUAUAGGAGAAAAUCUUUCAUGGGUGGACUCAUAAUAUUCAUCAGGACAAGGUGGUAAUAAUAUACAUGCAUAUGAUUACUAUCUCGUGCAUUAUUUUGAUAUUAUUUUCGAAAGACCACAGUGUCUUGCCCUCUUCUGAGGUUUCUGUAGCUGUGCUUCUUUUAAUCAGGCCAAGGAAUAACUGACCUCUUCUCUUAACUGCUGUGUGUUUUGUCUCUUGGCACCCAGAGGUAAGGACAAGAAUCGAAAGAAUUCUGUUAUUUUCCUUUUCUUUCUUUUUUAUUUUUUAAAGAACUGAAAUAAACUAUCUUCCAGAUGGCUUU
This is a messenger RNA of Pogona vitticeps (central bearded dragon), 2094 nucleotides long. RefSeq names its product pseudouridine synthase 1 (gene PUS1). Lineage: Eukaryota; Metazoa; Chordata; Lepidosauria; Squamata; Agamidae. The record is from RefSeq and is a predicted model, not a curated record. Gene Ontology annotation, molecular function: pseudouridine synthase activity; RNA binding. Gene Ontology annotation, cellular component: nucleus. Gene Ontology annotation, biological process: tRNA pseudouridine synthesis; mRNA pseudouridine synthesis.